This is a messenger RNA of Paramacrobiotus metropolitanus, 4844 nucleotides long. Its product is annotated as hemicentin-1-like. Gene Ontology annotation, molecular function: cell adhesion molecule binding. The record is from RefSeq and is a predicted model, not a curated record. The coding region runs from base 611 to 4156 and encodes 1181 amino acids. Gene Ontology annotation, biological process: cell-cell adhesion. Lineage: Eukaryota; Metazoa; Tardigrada; Eutardigrada; Parachela; Macrobiotidae. Gene Ontology annotation, cellular component: cell-cell junction. The transcript has 11 exons.
CUUGUGCAUCGCCGGUGCUUCUCGCGUCAAGCUGCAGAGUCUGACGUCCAUCAAAAAACAGUGACAAUUAGAAAUUAAUGAAACCGCCUAAAGAUUUCGUACCCGUUAUUAUUCGGACAACCUUGCUGGUGAAGAUCUCGAGCAUACGGCAACGAGUUUACUCCGGGAUCCUUAUCGGUAUCACAACUGUGUGAGUUCUACCUGAAAUAUACUCGUACGUGCUCUUCUGCAUGCGCAAGACUGAAAUGUCCAGAAGUUCAAUUGGAAAAUGAGGAUGGAAUUAACAAUAUUAUCCGGAUUUUUACCGGUCGAUCGAGGCUAUUUGAUUUGAGUUGGAUGCCAUUGUCCUGAUGUGCGCGUACGUCGUGGUUCGCUAAUUUUAUCCUGCCUGCCUGUGUCAAUAGCGAUUCAAUAGCCGCUUUUUGCAACCAGCUGAGAAUAUACCGGGCUGGGACCUUGUGGCAUUGAAGCUCAGAGCAAUCAUCCGGCUUCUGGCUGAUUAACUCCGGAGAUUUAGGUGUCGCCAGACAACGGAUUACGGACUACGCUUCACCUGCAUCACACCGAGCCUCCACCGGAUACCUUCCGGUUCUUUACGGACGUGGAAAGCAUGGCGCUCAUCCAGGCCGUCUUCCCUGCGGUCAGAUGGACAAUUAUCGGCUUACUAUUCGCGGUUAUACAGAUGGCCUAUUCCCAAGCAUCGCCCCAGCAGAACUAUCUGCCUGGCUCGUCGGAUACGUUUGUGGAUCCUUUUGGGAGUGUCCUUCUGCAGUGUCAAGUGAAUCCUAACGAUCUGCAAGCCAGGAACUCUGUAAUGCUACAGUGGAAACGGAAAGUUACGGGAGGACGUGAGGAGAAGACCAGUUUGUCUUUGAACACGCAGCUGGAUAGUAGCGUAUGGGAGAAACCGUACUCCGAGCAGGAUGGAGUGUUUCGACUGCUGGGAGACAAGCAAACGGGAACAUUUAAUUUGCAAAUUACCAAUGUAACCUACGACCAACAUGAUGGUGACUAUUGGUGCGAUAUGAAUGUCCCCGCUGGUUCCGGAAGUCCUUCAAAAGUUUUACGAAGUCAGGAGUUCCAUCUUUAUGUCAAAUAUCAACCACAAGCGCCUCAGGUGGAAUUCUCUACACCGGCGGAUGAUUUACGGGAGGGCCAGAAAGUGACCAUUACUUGCUCGAGUCGGGAUGGUAAUCCGCCACCGGAAAUCAAAUGGAUGCGUGAUGGGAUUGUUGUUCCCAGUGUCUACACGCCGGCCAAAAGCCGGGCGGAUGUUACUAAAGCGGAUCUCGUUCUGGAUUUGACUAAAGAGCACAAUAAGGCUGUGUACACGUGCGCCGUCAGUAAUCCCGCUCUCCCACAGCCAUUAGUCAAAACGCUUGAUCCGCUCAAUGUGAAAUACAAGCCGCGGAUCAAGGUCAGCGCCUACGUCGGACCUAUGGCACGCUUGAUCGCUGAACCGGCGACGAGUGUGGCCGUGGAAGCGGGAACGGAAAUAUUAUUAACAUGCGACAUUGAUGCCAAUCCGCCAGCCGCCACCCCAUCCUGGCGGCGCAACAGUCAAGUGAUCCAGCCCAAUAGCUACAAUUUCACUUUCCUCCCAGGAAUGUUAACAAAAGAAUCCAAGGGCGGGUACAGUUGUGUGGCGGCCAAUGGGGUGGAGAACGAACAGUCGGGGGAAAUACAGUUGGAUGUGUUGUUCGCGCCGGUUGUCACGCUUGUGCCCGCGGUCGCUUCUGUAAAGGAAGGGGAAAACGGAAACAUUUGGUGUCAAGUGGAGAGUAACCCGCCGGUAACAACGGUAGAGUGGUAUGAUCCGGCGGGAAAUCGGGUUGGAACGUCCGAUCCGAUGCUGACCUUUAGCGCAGUGCAACGCCGACAGGCAGGGUUGUAUGAGUGCAGAGCGAAGGUGCACUUUCAAACGUAUUUGGCUUCGGGAAUCGGUCAGGUGUUUCGGGAAGGCCGGGGUACAGGGCGGGUUGAAGUGCAGUAUCGGCCUGGAGUGGCUACAAUUGAGCCGGAAAAUCCCAAGGCAGCCAUCGGAAGUCGCGUGUCACUACGGUGCAGUGCAGCGGAUCCCGGUGUCCCAGCCGCUCGUUUCAAGUGGCGCAAGCUGGACGGUUUGAACGGUGCUGACCGCUCCUCAACGGGAGAAUAUUUUAAUAUCACGGAAGCGCGACUGGAUGAUAACGGCGACUACGAGUGUACGCCAACGAACGAUGUGGGCGACGGCCCCGCCAAAGUGGUCCGCUUAGAAGUCAGUGAACCGGUGUCCUGGAUUACGCCGCGGCCGUACACGGACAAUACGAUUAUUCGUAAGAUUUCCGAUGGGCCGCUGAGUUUGUUCUGCGAGGCGCGCGGCCGACCGGCACCCAUUUUCAAGUGGUUUAAGGAUGGCGAGGAAAUACAAACUAAUGAUCGUCUGUACAAGAUUACCAGUCAGGAGCCGAAAACCAUUGACAGGUAUGCCUUUGUGACAAGAAGCGAAUUAAAAUUCCAAGGACCGGCACGUACGGAGCUGUUUUCAAGUAACGAGACACUCCAGCGAACCGAUCGAGGGCGCUAUAUGUGUAAGGCCGUCAACGAUGCGGGACAGCCAAUAACCCAUGACAGUCAAGUCCGUAUUCAAUAUCCACCUGAAUUCCGCAAUCGAUACAGUAAAGUGGCAACGGACCUGGGUCAGUCCAUUUCCACGAAGAUUGAGUGUCUCGUGGAAAGCCAUCCACCGGCAACGAUUAGCUGGACACGCAACGGACAGCCGAUUUUCAGUCGACCUCGUAUCGUGCCGACCGAAACGAUGGCUGAAGAAAUGUUCAAAAGUGUUCUCAUCGUUGACUCACCGAGCGAAGCCGAUCUGGGUGACUACCGAUGCUCGGCAACAAAUCUGAUUGGUGAUGUGUCAAAGAAUCUGUCGCUCGUGCGCCGCUCGGUUCCGGAUGAUCCGCGCAAUUUGAAACAAAAAGAUCUGAGUUACGACGGGGUGACCUUAACCUGGGAGCCGGGAUUCGACGGUGGAUAUGCGCAGAAAUUCACCGUGGUUAUGACGCGACCGGAUGGCGCUGUGAAGUAUUAUCCCGUGAAUGCUGCCAACAUGUCGGAAUUUCGGGUAGCGGACUUGACACCGCUGAAUCGGUACAACUUCCGGUUGAAAGCCGAGAAUCAACUGGGACCUAGCCGUGGAUCUGACGAGAAUUUGGAUAUCAUGACCCCGCAGAAACCUAUUCUUUCCGAGGAUAUUCCGCGACCGAAUUUCCUGCGGUACGAUCCUAACACGGGGGUGGUCAGUUAUGGAGUGCGGCCGUUGGAAAAACCACUGAAUUUAUGUGCCAUGAUUGAUGUGCAAAAAGCAAAUCAGCCGUGGAGUCCGGUUGCUCGUUGCAUUCCGUUCAGCGAUUUACAAGGAACCUACACCAUACCUGGCCCGUCUGUUGCUGAUUUUCAUCCGCGAGUGCGCUUCUGUUUGUACGAGAAACAGGAUGUAUGCAGUGAGCCGGUAGAUGAGAACUCCGUCGUGCAAGCUUCUACGUUGCCCAACGCUCACCUGGACAUCAUUUUACCGGUGGUCAUUAUUGGUGCCCUGCUCCUUAUCGUCUGCAUGGUGACUUGUAUCCUGUGCAAGCGCCGUGCUAAGAAAGUACCGGUAAAAAUGGCCAAAACGUCAAACAUGACGCUGACAUCAAGCGGAAGUCUGCAGAAUGGAAACGCGGGCGGUUAUUAUGGCGAUGGGUACGCUAACAAAGCUCUGGAUAACGGAGCUGUUAAUUUUACCAUUCCCAAUGGAGGAGCGAAAAUGGGACUGUAUGGAACGGAACCGCAUUAUGGAAAUGGCGCUCUUUAUGCUCAAGUGGAUAAGAAGCUGAACGGUGACACACUAGAUGGAACGCAGUUCAAGCCACCCAUAACCGAUAUACAUGGCAAUUUGUACUCGGAUUCGCCACUUUAUUUGCAGUCAUAUCCGUAUGACGAGGGCUAUGGACACCAGCAUUCUCCCAUGGAUCCAAAUUACACCCAUGUGCCCGGAGACCAAGUGAGCGGUCUGCCUGAUCCCUAUGAAGAAUACGAAAAGACACCAUCCUUUGGUGAGGAGAGUGUGGAAAGCGGCUACUCAACCAGCAACUCAAGAGGGCGUCGCGUAAUACGGGAAAUCAUCGUCUAGGCUCUUGCUGUUUGUACUGUAUUCCCCCUUGAGAGUGGCUUGUGUCCACUCUUCCACAAACCAAAUAUGUCAGAGAGCUAUUUUAUGAUGGGCACAUACACAGUGUUUCUCCCUACGAAGGAUGGGCUGUCUGCAAUGGGGAAUAUUUUUGGGCACAGGGAUCUCCUACGCGGCUGAAAAGAGAGUUGUCCUAACUUUUAUCACUCAGUAAUUUUUAAUCUCUAUGCUCAUGUUGGUCGGUCCUCCCGUGUGCAGUCACCGGGAGACGGCAGCGAGGGAUCCAGUAGGGAAUGGGGCUGUAGUGGACGGGCUAGGAAAGGGAUUUAGGGAAUGUGGUUAUUUUUGCGGAACAAAUGUCUUUCGCACUGCUUGUUUUUAUGCUCAUCUGUUUACUUACAGUAUGGGGUUGAUUACUGGAAUAUUUAGCCUAAUUUUUUUCAAAAUGUGCGAGUGACUGUCUGCUUAUAAUUUUUGUAUUGAUUACAUUUGCAUGAAUUUCAAAUUUUGUCGCGUGCAGGUUUCAUGUACAGUACCUAAUUUUUUCGGUAUGUCUCGAUUGUGCUAGAAGAGCACAUGUAUACCGGGGUGUCGGUGAUCUCCUUUCUGUACUAUACUGGCUUGUGCUACAAGAUGCAAUACAGUGCUUGUACACUUGUUGGACCAAAUAAAAAGCAAUUAAAUGCAUGGA